Messenger RNA from Fulvia fulva, 555 nucleotides. RefSeq lists its product as uncharacterized. The record is from RefSeq and is a predicted model, not a curated record. The transcript has a single exon. Lineage: Eukaryota; Fungi; Ascomycota; Dothideomycetes; Mycosphaerellales; Mycosphaerellaceae. The coding region runs from base 1 to 555 and encodes 184 amino acids. Gene Ontology annotation, molecular function: fatty acyl-CoA hydrolase activity.
AUGAUACCACCGGGUGAGGCAUUUGCCGAAAAAUACUUGGCCGUGACCACGACGGAAGCCUUCUACAACGCCACCCCUGAAGAAAGAAUCACCGCUGUUCUGGCAAUCAAGACACCUCACGAUGUCCGUUUCCUGAGCAGCUUCUUCGAAAAUCAAUGCAAGCUCCAUUCAUUCAAGCAGACAUCGGAGAACAGCUCUAUCGCCAUCUUCAAGUUCAAGGUCGCUCGAUACUACUGCAAUGGAUCCGGAAAUCUCCACGGAGGCGCGCACGCCACCAUCUACGACGUCUUGACCAGUAUGACCAUGCAAGGGAUCGGCAAACCCGGCGGCUGGGUCAAUGGCGGCGUGUCAAGGAGCUUGAGAUGCACCUAUCUAAGACCAGCUCCGGAAGGCAUUGAUGUGCUGUGCGAAGUCGAAUUCAUGCAUUCCGGAAGAUCGCUGGCUCUGAUGAGGGGUGUGAUGAAGCGUGCGGAUAAUGGCAAGCUCAUCAGUACUUGCGAACAUGAUAAAGCUUAUGUGCCAAGCAAGCCUGGAUGGGACAAGCCGAAGCUGUAG